Microtus ochrogaster (prairie vole) is the source of this 2013-nucleotide messenger RNA. RefSeq names its product IQ domain-containing protein F1. The record is from RefSeq and is a predicted model, not a curated record. Lineage: Eukaryota; Metazoa; Chordata; Mammalia; Rodentia; Cricetidae. Gene Ontology annotation, cellular component: acrosomal vesicle. Gene Ontology annotation, biological process: positive regulation of acrosome reaction. Gene Ontology annotation, molecular function: calmodulin binding.
AACAAACAAACAAACAAACAAAAAACAAUGGUCACAAACACCUGUACAUUAUCCUUUCCAAAUUGAGGCUAAUGGAUCUUUCUGUCACUCUGCUCCUACAACCUGCCUCCUGCAUCUCACGCACACUUCUAGCCUGACAUGACCCCCUCCUUUUCAGCAUACUCCCCCUAUUCUAUCCUAACCAUAUACAUUCUGAAAGCACUGCCCAGUGACUCCUGGGACCAGGCCUCUGGUGGACUCCUGGCCUCAUGCUGUCAAGGUGGGUCUUUGGGAGGUAAGAUCAGCAGAAAGGGCGCCCUCAGGUAGCAACUGCCUUUCGCCUGUCUGGCAUUUUCAAGGGCAGAAGAAGAAGACUGAACCCAGACCUGAGAUGGAGUCCAGGCUGGUUCAUGGGGUCUCCUGGGCACCAAGUGGGUAGGGUAUGUCCAUCAUUACGCUCUUAUUCUGCGCAAGUGCAGUCACAGUGAUCCAACUUCCUUUCCUAACAAAUGCCUCUCAGUAGUAAAGAUCAACUCAUCAUUUCUAUUUUUUGAGACUAGCUCAGGCUGGCCUUGAUCCCAAAGCAAUCCUCCUGCUUCAGCUUCCUAAGUGCUGGAAUUACAGGCAUGAACCACCAUGUCUGACUUAACUCACUACAUUUUAAUAUUUAUAUAGUAUUUGAAGGCAUAAGCAGUUUGCCUCUGUGCCUCCCUGAAUAUGCCUGAUCUUGUCCGAAGUUAUGAGCAGACUAUAAAUCAUUAAACCCUCCUCCAUUGGUGAAUAUUCAAAAAUACAGGUAAGUGUUGUUACCAUUGUUUCACUAUCCACCUUUUUUGUCAAUGGGCCAGUGAUUCUGGUGAUUUGGCUUUGAUUUGAUUUGAUGUGGAAUUUAUGGCAGAAAAAAAAAGGACAGCACUCUGUCUUUUCCUUAGACAGGACUCCACUGCUACCUGAGUCACAGCUGCCCUUGUGACAUCAUGAGUCACCCUCUGCUCUCAGCUCAUGCCAAUCCUGGAGCAGCACAAACCUGAGGGGAUUUGAACCAUCUACACCCAGUCCAUGUAUGAACAAUGGAUGAAAAACAGUCAGAGCCUGAAGACCUUAAAGAACCUACUGGCCAUGUUCCUCAGGAGAAACAUCCAGAUGAUCUAUCCUCAGACACAAAGAAGGCAAAGCCCCAGAAAAAACAGGAUCUCUCUGACAAGACCCCAGUUAUAAAGAUCCAAGCGUGGUGGCGUGGCACACUGGUCCGUCGGGUGCUGCUGCACGCAGCCCUCAGGGCCUGGGUCAUCCAGGGCUGGUGGCGGCUGAUCCUGACGAAGAUAAUGGAGAAGAAGCGUCAGUCGGUACUGGAUGCCUUCCAACGGGAGCAGUGGGCAGUGGUCAGGGUGCAGUCCUGGAUCCGCAUGUGGCGAGUCCGCAGGCGGUACUGCCAGGUGCUUAGGGCUGUCCGAAUCAUCCAGUCUCACUGGAGGUGCCACAUCUGCACUUCACGGGGUGUCAUCAAGGGCCACUGCUGAAUUACAGCCAGCCAGAUGCAUCUUGAGCUGGAGAUCUUACUGGGCUCGGGGCCUUGUAUCGUGUCCGAGUGUAUUCCCCUCCCAAUAAAGCAGCGAGGCAGUCUUAUGUGGUUUCUCUGUCUGACAAGUUUCUGGAGGGCAUGAGGGGAGACACUAACUCUGAAGAGUGGCAACCUUGGGUUCCUGUCUCCCUUCUGGACUAGCUCUUCAACCUCAGCUUCUGAGUCAUAAUCAGACACCCCAACGGGAAGCUGUUAAGACAGUCCUGCAGAAUUCUUAUUCCCAUUUUUCCCCGGAGCCACCGAUGGAGAUUAGGUUCACUUCUCCACAUCUGGCCAAUGUGGGAGAUUCUAUGGCAUUCUGCCGCAAGCCCCAUUCUCUGUGAGUGGCCAGGCCUCAGGCUAUACAGACCCAGGAGCUGAGGCUCAGGACUGUUUUCUUCUGCAAGGGAUGUCCAGGCAGUGCUGGGCUCUCUGAAAGUCUCCUUCUUUGACAUAUUAUUCCCCAGGGUGGG